AUGGAAAAUGUUUCACAUGCUCGUUUUGUUCUGUUUGUGCUGGAGACGGCUGCUAGGGUUUUUGAGACAACAAGAAUCAAAGCCUUUUCGUGUUCUUUAGGUGUGUUUGGUGCUGAAACAAAUGAAACACAGUCAGCGAUGGAGGGAGAUUCUGUCACUCUAAACACUGAUGUUACUGAAAUACGUGAAAUUGAGGAUAUAUUUUGGCAUUAUAGAGAUCAAAAGUCUUUUAUAGCUAAAAUCAAUAGAGAGAAUAAAAUUUCUUCCAUAUUUGAUGAUGUUCCUGAUGGGAGAUUCAGAGACAGACUGAAGCUGGACAAUCAAACUGGAUCUCUGACCAUCACAAACAUCAGAACAGAACAUGCCGGAGUUUAUAAACUACAGAUAAGUGGAGUGAAAGUGACAUUAAAAACAUUCAGUGUUUCUGUCUAUGCUCGUCUGCCUGUUCCUAACAUCACCAGAGACUGUUUAUUAUCAUCAUCAUCAUACUGUUCACUGGUGUGUUCAGUGGUGAAUGUGAGUUGUGUGACUCUCUCCUGGUACAAAGGAAACAGUUUAUUGUCCAGCAUCAGUGUUGUGUCUGAUCUCAGCAUCAGUCUCUCUCUACCUCUGGAGGUGGAAUAUCAGGAUAAAACCAGCCACAGCUGUGUGCUCAACAAUCCCAUCAGUAACCAGACCACACAUCUGGACAUCACUCAACUCUGUCACACAUGUGCAGUUCUCAAAGUUGAUGAUGCAACAGUUCAGAAUCCCGAUGAAGAGAUCAUUUACACUAAUCCGACAUUCUACAAAAGAAAUCCACAAAAAAUGAGGGCUACAGAGGAGACUCAUGUGGAGUAUGCAACUGUCUGCAUAAGAUGA
This is a messenger RNA of Sinocyclocheilus grahami, 861 nucleotides long. RefSeq lists its product as uncharacterized. NCBI's taxonomy places the organism in Eukaryota, Metazoa, Chordata, Actinopteri, Cypriniformes, Cyprinidae. The coding region runs from base 1 to 861 and encodes 286 amino acids. The record is from RefSeq and is a predicted model, not a curated record. The transcript is spliced from 6 exons.